Salmo salar (Atlantic salmon) is the source of this 6745-nucleotide messenger RNA. RefSeq names its product phosphatidylinositol-3,5-bisphosphate 3-phosphatase MTMR14. Gene Ontology annotation, molecular function: phosphatidylinositol-3-phosphate phosphatase activity. The record is from RefSeq and is a predicted model, not a curated record. Gene Ontology annotation, biological process: dephosphorylation. NCBI's taxonomy places the organism in Eukaryota, Metazoa, Chordata, Actinopteri, Salmoniformes, Salmonidae.
GGUCACGUGCUGGUUUCAACUUCCUGUUUACCACUUGUUCCUUGAGACAGUUCACGGAUUGCGACACUCGUGUGAUUUUUGAUCAAGACUAAUACAUACGCUUUUAAAUCGCUGCUGCUACGGAUUUAAUCGUUUUGGAACGGUUAAUAUUUUUUGGUCAUUACUGGGGAAGAGGAGAGGAAAUGAAUAAAUUACAGAGGAAACGUGACUAGGCCAGGAGUCCUCGUGAUUUCCUGAGUCAGGCGCCCGGAGUAUUCCUCUGUCAACAAACGGCUCAAUACCAAAGAUACGAGUGAUGAGGGCAAGGACUAAAAACCAGUCAGCAUUCAUUUUUCUAGGCAAAACGUUUAGUAAUGUGUUGGAUUUAACUUUAAGUGUGGAUACUUCCUAACAUUAUUUAACUAACGAUAGCUACUUUAACUAGCCAACCAAAUCCACCACCACUAGCUUAGCCACGUAAACAAAUUACUAUACAUUCUGCUUGCCUGGCAAGUUUUACUCGGAAGGGUUAGCUAGCCUGCUGGCUGGUUAAUACAUCCUUGUUUCUAGAGGGUACCAACAUAGCGGUGCCCUGAAUUCGGGGAGAAUACCCGGUUCCGGCCCUUUGAAGCGGGCAGUCAGGAAGAAACUGGCUGGGAAGGGAUGGCCUGGUGGGUCUUCCCGUUCCCAAGGUGCUGCGGUGUUUGAGGGCGGAAGAGUUCGGAUAGAACCCACGGUCGGUCGCGGCACGAUGAUGGCUGCGUUCCCUUCCGUGUCUGGGAGUCUCACGGCCUCCGGGCUAAUGAUAUCAGGCAGAAAGACUGAGGAAAUAGCGGAUUUGAUAGAUUUGUUUUCGAAGACACAGUACAGAGCGAAAGAAGUCACGCCACGGGUCGAGACGAUAGAGAAGCGUUGCUUGGAGCUCUUUGGCCGAGACUACAAGUACAGUGUCAUCCACAACGCCAACGGGGAGGUGUGUGGCCACUACCCCCGACAGAUGGUCUUCCUGGAGUAUGAAUGUGCAGAGCUCCGUAAAGACGGGUUUGAGAGCACAGUCCAGAUCACCAAGCUGCAGGAUCUGGUGAACCGCAGUAAGAUGGCCCGCUGCAGAGGGAGGUUUGUCUGCCCCGUCAUCCUCUACAACGGCAAACAUAUCUGUCGAUCAUCCACUCUGGCAGGCUGGGGGGAGCUAUAUGGGCGCACAGGCUACAACUACAUCUUCUCAGGGGGGAUUGAUGACACAUGGGGGGCAGAGUCUGAGCCAGAGGUUCCAGAGGACGACAGUGCCAGCAACGGGGACUCUCAGCUCUUUGACAAGGUGCGGGGUCUGGACAUCAAGCUGCUGCGCUACCUCUCUGUGCGCUACAUCUGUGACCUCAUGGUGGAGAACAAGAAGGUCAAGUUUGGCCUAAAUGUCACCUCGUCUGAGAAGGUGGAUAAGGCCCAACGAUAUGCAGACUUCACCCUGCUCUCUGUGCCUUACCCAGGGUGUGAGUUCUUUAAGGACUACAAAGAUAGAGACUACACCGCUGAGGGACUAGUAUUCAACUGGAAUCAGGAUUUUGUGGAUGCUCCUUUGACAAUCCCUGUGUGCUUUACCAAGAACUUGAAUAUAGACUGGAGUAGAUAUCAGUCUUGGGACCUGGUCCAGCAGACCCAGAACUACCUGAAGCUGUUGCUUCACAUCAUCAACAGCGAUGACGAGAGCGGUCUCCUCGUGCACUGCAUAUCUGGUUGGGACCGGACACCUCUCUUUGUGUCCCUCCUGCGUCUCUCGCUGUGGGCAGACGGUGCCGUCCACGCCAGUCUGGAGCCGGCUGAAAUCCUCUAUCUGACCAUCGCCUACGACUGGUUCCUCUUUGGUCAUAUGCUACCUGAUCGCCUCAGCAAAGGAGAGGAGAUUUUCUUUUUUUGCUUCAAUUUUUUGAAGCACAUUGUCUCAGAGAAGUUCUCUGCCAUGAAGAAACCGAGUUUCCACAGAAGGAAAAACUCUCAUUUCAAAGACACUGAUUUCACAGUGGACGACCUCUGCCAGUUGAAGUCCAGGGACCGGGGCAGCGUGACCAGUCUGAGCAGUGACUUCUCACUGAUCACGGAGGACGUAGGCGGAGCCACCUACCUCACCAACGAUGCCGUGGACCUGUUUUCCGGCCAGCCCCUGGCAGCCUCCAGCUGGAGGAAGGGACAGAACUCGUCCCCACAGACGGUGCUGUGGAACCGGCCCAACCCCCUGCAGGAGCGGCUGGCCCACCCCCUCAGUCAAGAAGCCAAGUCCUCCAGCUCUUCCUCCUCCAACCAAUCAGAGCCGGGUUUCACGCGCGCCGGCAGCAGUCCUAUGUCUGUGCCCGGGAGAAGGCUGGCGGCAGAGUACGCCCGCUCAGGCUCCUCCCUCUCCGCGGACUACGGCAGCUGGCAGAUUGUGUCGGGCUGCGGCUCCAUCCACGACCGCGGACAGUUCCUGCCAAUCCCCACCGCCACCAACGACUUUCCCCUCCCCUUUAUCUUCCAGGACGAGGGGCCCAGUGGACGCAUUUGCCCGUCGCCCUCGGAGCGUCAGGCUCGUCUGGAGACGGUGAGGGAGGUGUUCCUGGCUGCCUACAGCUCCACCGUGGGCCUCAAGUCCAGCGUGCCCAGCCCCUCCGGCGCCAUCUCAGGCCUCCUGGAGCAGUUUGCCCGUGGCGUGGGCCUCCGGGGCACCAACAGCAUCGUCUGAUCUAGGGUCAGGUCUCCCCACCCCAAAUGUGAACUCUGCGCCCAUAAUCAUUGUAUUCAUAAAGUGUCUCAGAGUAGGAAUGCUGAACUAGGAUCAGUUUUUCCUGUUAGAUCAUAUGGACAGGAAGGCCUGACUCUAGAUCAGCACUCCUACAUUUACAUUGAGUCAUUUAGCAGACGCUCUUAUCCAGAGCAACUUACAGUAGUGAAUGCAUACAUUUUAAUUUGUUUUCCGGUGCUCCUACCGUGAGGCUCUUUGUGAAUAUGGGCCCUGACCCCCCCCCCCUCCCACUAAAUCCCGUCCUAUUGAAUUGCGGUCCACAAUCCGCAUUCAUCUCCAUCGGGGGAAGAUACAUCUCGUAUGGACUGUAAUAAAAAUAAAAAGUGCCAAACUUCUCUACUCUAUUCAGGGGUUGAAGCGUCCUUUUAUAUUUGUUGGAUUAAACAUGUUUUUAGUUCAUUUUUUUUAUAUAUAUACACAUAUCGAACGUUACAUACCCUGGGUUUAUUUUGUUCUUUAAUUUCUCUUUUAAAAAUAUAUUUUUUUUUAUUCAUGCAUUUCCAACUUUCUCUCUGGAGUUAUUCCUUUUUUGUUUGCCACACAUUUUUUGUCGAUUCAGGGAGUGUCUCGGGGGAUGACAAUGUCAGUCACACUAUCAAUAAGAGAGAUGACAAUUGUACUUUAACAUAUGGAGCAUUUUUCUUAGGGAUUCGGUGCUAUGAGUGUGGUCAGAGUAACAUUGACUUGUUACAUGCAGAGGAUUCAAAGCAUAUUAUGUGGAGUUAUCUUUUAUGAUUUUAAAGUAAUUAUUUUGGAUUUAACGUGCCGAUCCGUCCUAAAUCGAGGACGCCAGACUUCUCUUUAGUGGCCGAACACUCAAAAAAUCUGCUAUUCAGUGUUGAAUCAGAAGCUGCUAUUCAGUGUUGAAUCAGAAGGAAGCGUUAAAUAUAUAAUUGUAGUGAGUACUGUGGUUGUCAUACAAACAGCACUAGCUAAGUGUGUCAGGGCAAUAGAAACAUGCUGUUUCUUUUUAGAACCAAAUUUGGCAUAGAAAAGUCAUAUCAAGCUGGAUGUAGCUUAAUUCUGUAGAAUUUAAUAUGUUGAAUCCUAUCAGCCUAUUUUUGAAUUGGUUACUCGUUUUUAAUCAUUUGACUUUUUAGGUCUGUUAAGUCACUUAUGUGCAGACAUUUAAACAAAGAAAUGUUGCGUUGUCGCCAUACAAAACAUUUUCACACGGUCUUCAGUAUGUCUAUGUGCACAUACACACCAUCAUUAGACUGGUCCCAGACCUGUUUGUGCUGUCAUGCUGACUCCUACGCUUGUGGCAUGGACAGAUCCAGGUUACACCAUCAUUACCUGGGCUUCAGACCACAUACCAGAAGCCAGACCUAUUAGUUGGCUGCGUUGAAAGUUCUUUAAAAGUCCUUCACAAGGUUUAGAUUUGAGGCCACUUCUGACAGCUAUUCCUAUGCUCAGUCACUUCAUCUCUCAACUUUAUUUCUCACAGUUGUGCGACAUGAUGGCUCCGAGCCACCCUGCUAUCAGCCUUUAUCGUUUUAUGUACUUUGUGGCUGCGUUCCAGACCGACUACAUUGCAGUCGGCUCGCAAAACCUGGAUAGGUGUUAAACAUAUCAACUUACUGCAUCAGAUCUAGCGAUCUGAAACCUGACUGUGCAGUCGAAGACAUGGCACAGAACCACUGGUCAAUGCGAGCAGCAUGACUGCAAUGUAGUCAGCCUGGAACAUGACCUCUCUGUGACUUAAGCCCCCGGAGGUAGUGUGGGAGACAUCUCUUUAAAAGUUUUGAAUCUAGAUCUGUCUCGUUACACUACACAAGUAUCUCUUCUGGACCUAGUUUGUCCUCAAAGUAGUGUAGUAUAAAGAGGCCCUAACAUUGUUAAUAAUAAAGUCAGCUAGCUUGCUUAACAUUGACAAUAUUGUCAGACUAGCUACAUUAACCAUAUUGACAAGGUUGUAAUAGUCAAAAAAUUGAUUUGUUGCUAUCUUUUGGUUGAAAAGGUAAAAGCUUAGUCCGUGGUGAAACGUCUCAACUCAGUUUCCCACUUGUAAUUGCGACUUGGAGGGUCUUUCAAUUGAAAUGUCCAACUCGGAACUAGAAGAUUCCGAUAACUUAUAGCACUUGAACGCUUUAUUAAUGGCUUAGUAAAAGCUCUCUUAUUGCUGCAUGAGCCAGUGGACUGGAUCAGUUCGCUGCCACUGAACAGUGAUCUCUCCCUGUCUAUCCUCUCCAUGUUCUCAGUUCCUCUUUGAGACCCGAAACACGCCUUUCAGAUCAGGAAGAUGAGACUUUGGCCCGUUACAGGCCGACUACGUUGCUGUUGCCUGCCAGUUCACAUCACGACUGGAUAUGUGUUUAAUAUAUCUAACCACGUCAUAUGAUUAAGAAAAUCUGAUGCCCGACUGCUAAAUCGAUGACGUGGCACGCAACUAUGAGUUGCAGCAUUACUGCAAUGUAUUCGGCCUGGAAAGCGACCAUUAGGCCGGUAGCGAUUAUGUGGUCCAAUGGCAGUGUUGUGGCGUCAUUGCGUUCAGAUAGAAUAGUUUAAUGCCUCGUUCACGUCAUGUCGUAGACUCUGAAAUGUACAACUUGCUGAUUCGUUGUAGAAAGAUGAUACUUGGGUUUUCCACUUGAAGUAUCAGAAUUAACCAGUAUGAAGCUCUACGCAAAUUAUUUACAGUCAUUUUUACUCGAAGGUACCGAGUUUCCGACAAGACGUGAGUGCGGCAUUAGGCAGCAUUUACUGGGAUUUGUUUAGCUUGAUUGCGAUGCCAAAUGGUUUUGACGGCUGCUGUACAGUACUGUACCUCAGGACCUUUUGUUGUGCCUUUUCACCUGGAGCACUGGAAGAGAUUCUUAUACGGCUUGAGUUGUUUAAAAAAAUACUUUUUCAGAAUCCACAACGAAACAAAUACCCGCUAGCUACUAUGAUUUAAAGCGCAUAAGUAGUUUCGGUCAGUGGAACCGCAAACUGCAAUCUAGUGGCUUUUCCCCUCUAUCAAUCACUUGAAUGCAAAAUGAUUAAUAUUUGUUCAGUCUUUGUUCAAUCACAUUUGUCAAUGGCAAUUUAUCAUAAUGAAGAGUAUUCUGUAAAGUCUGUUGGGAUGAGAUCUUUCUGUCAAUCGGUAUGACAUAGAGCUGUUAAGGGGGUAGUGUUAAGAUUUCAGGAUAUUGGUGCAGAUGUUACCUUUUCUAGAGUACUCUCACUUGUCAACCAGUGUGCGGACUGAUGCAAUAUUGUACUUCUGGGUAUACUUCAAUUGUCCAUUCUCUGUCUCAUUCAAUCUUCCAACAGUAGUUUUUUUAAAUUUUUUAUUGAACCUUUAUUUAACUAGGAAAGUCAGUUAAGAACAAAUUCGUAUUUACAUUGACGGCCUACACCGUCCAAACCCGGACUUCAUUGGAAGCUUACCUGGUUGCUUUCACUUGUCCAAUCCUUUAAAAUCAAAGGAAACCAUUGUGCCAUUGGUCCUUCCUCCCACCUGAAUUUGAGAGAUGUUUACUGUUUAUUUUUUAUGAAUUUAAUUAUUUUACUACCAUCACAUCCUCAACUCUGAUAUGAUUUAUCAUACCAGAGAUAUUGAGUAUGUCCAUGGUAGGAUACAUUGGUGGCACUUGGUUCUAUUCCUAUAGGUCCCUGUUGGUGGUUAUAGGCAGCCCGCCAGCCCUAGAGCCCCUAGAUCAUUUACAGUUGAUACAUACCACUCACUUCACACUGGGCACUUUUAGAAUUACACAAGCACCUCAAGCAUUGUUCAACUCAUCCAUGUUUUUGCAUGUCAUUUCCCCAACUAAUUAAAACUAGUUGAAUAUAGUACUUUUAGUAUGAUUUAUUUUUUUGUACCCCUCUUGAUUUUACUGAAAUGCUUCAUUGCACACUCAUUUGAGUUAUGUCUUUUUCAAUAGAUUGACAUGUUUUUCUUUUAUCAUGUUUGUUAGUUUUUAAAUUGCUCUUUAAUUGUCGCCAGUGAGGCUACAUUGAGAAAGGUGAAUUGAUCUGCAGGUGGUAAUUAUGAAUAAAGAAGAAACAAAG